Molecule: messenger RNA, 1466 nt
Organism: Nymphaea colorata (pocket water lily)
Lineage: Eukaryota; Viridiplantae; Streptophyta; Magnoliopsida; Nymphaeales; Nymphaeaceae
Product: probable RNA 3'-terminal phosphate cyclase-like protein
Exons: 6
Coding region: 145-1287 (380 amino acids)
Biological process (GO): endonucleolytic cleavage of tricistronic rRNA transcript (SSU-rRNA, 5.8S rRNA, LSU-rRNA); ribosome biogenesis
Cellular component (GO): nucleolus
Molecular function (GO): RNA endonuclease activity
Source: RefSeq, a predicted model, not a curated record
AUCUUUACUCUGAGUCCGGAACGGAACCAGAGCCCCUGUUAUUCGUAUUGUUAUUCGUAUUGAGGUCUCCGAGGUCGGUGCUGCGUCACUGCCGUCCUCGCCACAUCUUGUGGUUGGUUUACGCGAGAAGAAGAAGAAGAAGGGAUGGUGAAAAUAUCGUUCACACGGCUCCAUGGCUGCCAGCAGUUCCGGCUGCGCCUCCUCCUCUCAACGCUCUCCAAUAACCCCAUCAUUAUCGACGACAUCCGGUCCGACGACUCCUCCCCUGGCCUCCGCCCGUACGAGAUAUCCCUGCUCCGCCUCCUGGAGAAGCUAUCCGACGAUUGCGUCGUUGAAAUCAAUGAAACCGGCACGAAACUCAAGUACAAGCCGGGGGUUCUUUUGGGAGGGAGGAACCUGACGCAUGACUGUGGGCCGAGCCGUUCAAUCGGCUAUUUCCUGGAGCCAUUGAUCGUGCUGGGACUCUUUGGCAAGCGAAAUCUUUCCAUCACUCUUAAAGGAAUUACAAAUGAUAAUGUUGAUCCCUGUGUUGACACUUUUAGAAUGACCACCUUGCAUAUGCUCAAGCAUUUUGGAGUGCCAUUAGAAGGAUUGGAAUUGAAAAUUAUAAGCCGAGGAUCUCCUCCCCUUGGUGGUGGAGAAGUGCAUCUACAAGUUCCAAUUGUUCAUAGCAGUUUAUCUGCAGUAAAUUGGGUUGAUGAAGGAAUGGUGAAGCGCAUUCGAGGAGUAACCUAUUCCACAAAAGUAUCUCCUCAGAUGGAAAAUCGUAUGGUUAAUUCUGCCAGGGGUAUUUUCAACCCUAUCCUUCCUGAUGUGUAUAUUUUCACGGAUCAUAAAUCAGGCCCACAAGCUGGAAGGUCUCCAGGCUAUGGCAUAUCAGUAGUUGCUGAGACUACGACUGGAUCCCUAAUAUCAGCUGAAGCAUCAGCUUGUUACUCUGGUGGAUAUGGUGUAGACACCAUUGUAGGUGAAGAAGGCAAACAUGCUCCAACACCUCCUGAGGACCUGGGAGUUCAAGCUGCAUCCCUGCUUCUGGAAGAGAUUAAGCAGGGUGGGGUGGUCGAUUCAACACACCAGGGUCUGCUGUUUCUUCUGUGUGCAUUAUGCCCACAAGAUGUUUCGAAGGUCCGGGUUGGGAAGCUCUCGCCUUAUGCAGUACAGACAUUAAGAAACAUAAGAGAUUUUCUUGGUGUCAAGUUUGUGAUCAAAGCAGACCCCACAACGAAUACUGUGGUUUUGAAAUGUGUAGGCUGCGGUUUAAAGAACCUCUCAAGGAAGAUGUCAUGAAGUGCUUGAGGAGCUUUAUUUACCGAGUUUAGGUGUUGGAUGAGCUACCGUACCCGAGGAUUUUAUCACGCUUGAGUAACGCAAGCUGUCAAACAAAUUUUGUGCCCAAUUGUAUUAAUCUUAGUUUUCCUUAAUAUUAUUUUUUUCAAUAUGAUUGAUGGCAUUUUCUUUGUGCAAAA